AAUUGCUUUGUGGUUUAGGCCGCAAGGAAUUUCGGAAAGCCAAGCCAGAAAGCGGUUCCACCUUUCGACUCGUAUGCUUUGGAAUGUGGAAAAAGACAGACAGACCCCCCCCCCCCCCCCCCCCCCGCCCUCUGUUUGUUUUAGCUUGAGGAAAAUCGCGCUUUGCUGCGAAUGCCGCGGCUCCGCUCCACAUCGGCUGACAUGUUUUUCCCCGCUUUGCACUUUGCACCGCAGGCCGCGUGAGCAACAGCGCCUGUCCCACAUCGGCCGCCCCCCCGCACCACCACCACCGCCGCCGCCGCCGCAGCUGCGGGACAUGUGAGCGAGCUGAGCUGCGCCCGCCGGCCAGGAGGGGAUGGGGGCGGAAAUUUUCAAACAAAACAUGGACUUUAAAUCGGAGCUGCUCAAGUCCAUCUGGUACGCCUUCACCUCGCUGGAUGUGGAGAAGUGCGGAAAAGUGUCCAAAUCUCAGCUGAAGGUGCUUUCCCACAACCUGUAUACGGUGCUGAACAUCCCGCACGACCCCGUGGCCUUGGAGGAGCACUUCCAGGACGACGAUGACGGGCCCGUGUCCAAUCACGGCUACAUGCCUUACCUCAAUAAAUACAUCCUGGAUAAGGUGAAAGAGGGCACGUUCGACAAGGAAAAGUUUGACGACCUGUGCUGGACGAUGACCAUGAAGAAGAACCGAAAGGGGCCCUUGCCAGAGGGGGCGCUGCUCUCCGAGAGGAACUGCUUCAGGCUCUUCUGCCUCUUCAACCUGCUCUCCGAAGACCGCUACCCGCUGGUCAUGAUCGCGCCGGAGGUGGAGUAUCUGCUCAAGAAAAUCUGCAGCGCCAUGAGUCAGGAGUGGGACGGCAAGCCCCUGGAGGACCUGCUCUCCCGGAGCCCCGCGCCGCACGAGGACGGCCUGUCCGUCUGGAGCUUCCUGGAGCACAUGGACGCCGGACGCCUGCUGCGCGUCACCAGCGCCGAGGCCUUCAGCCUGGCCUUGCACGAGGUCUUCCUGGAGAUGUACCACAACGUCCUGAAGCGGGGCUACAUGUGGAAAAAGGGCCACGUGCGGCGGAACUGGACCGAGCGCUGGUUCGUGCUCAAGCCGUCGUCCAUGGCCUACUACGUGGGCGAGGACCUGAAAGACAAGCGGGGAGAGAUCCAGCUGGACAAGACCUGCGUCGUCGAGCCCAUUCCAGACAGAGAGGGAAAGCGUUGCCUGUUCUGCGUCAAAACUCACAACAAAACCUACGAGAUGAGCGCUUCGGACCAGAGACAGAAAGUGGAGUGGACGCAAGCCGUGCAGACGGCCCUGCGUCUUCAGAGCGAGGGCAAGGCGUCGCUGCACCGCGAGCUGAAGGCCAAGAGGCGGGUGCAACGGGAGCUCAGCCAGCGGGAGCGUAGCUGCAGUGCCCGCAGCAGCUGCAGCAGCCAAUCGGAGGAUUCCGGCACGCUGGAGGCGGAGCCGACCGACAAGGACCGUCAGGACCUGGACAUCGAGAACAUCAUCCAGCACGCACGGGAACUGGAAACCCGGCGGCGGGAGGUGGAGCAGCAGGAGAGGAGAAAGCAGAGGGAGGUGCAGAUGGAGCUGGAGAGACAAUUGGAGGAGGCCCAGAUGAUGAGGGAGAGCAUGAGGGCGGAGAUGCAGGAGCGGGCCAAGGAGGCCGAGCAGCAGCGUCAGAGAAUCCAAGAGCUGGAGGUCACGCAGCGCAAAAUGGAGGCCGCUCUCAACAUGGAGAUACAGGCGCGGAUGGAGGAGGAGAGAGCCAGGCAGGAGCUGGAGAGGCUGCUCGAGGCCGAGGAGGAGAAGAAACGGCAGUUCCAGCUGCUCCAGGAGCAGCAGCAGCGGGUCCUGCGCAGUAGCGACGAGGACGGCGACGCCCCCGCCGUGGACCACAACGCCGACCUCCGUGCCCCCGACGCCCUUCAGUCGGCCUCCCUGGAGCUCCAGGAUCUGCGGGCGUCACGGCAGAGGAGCCACCAGCACUUGGAGGAAGUACAGGAGAAGCUGAGGAAUGCCAGUCAACAUGUCCGCCACUGGAACGUCCAAUUGAACCGCCUCAUGAAGCCCAUCGGCCCUGGAGACCGUUUGGAACGUCGCCCCACCAAACAUUCGUGCCCCAAGAAGGAAGGCGCCCUUGCGAGCAACGAGUUCAUCUCCAAGUUCACGAUCCAAGGCACUCGCAGUAGCAACGCGCCCGCCGAGUACCGGGAUACGCUGGAGGAAAGCAUGGAAGCGGCACACCUGUCGGAUGACUCGGAAGACGCGACGGAAACGUCCAACGGAACAAUCUGACCACGUGGAAAUGAUCAGGGGGCCGGUAUUUAUAGUGACAUGAGAUUGUGAUCUGCGAUGACGUACACAUUCCGAGAGGACAGAGAUUUACAUUCUUUUUUUUGUUUGUUUUUUGUAAAAUAAAAUUGAUGGUUCAUCAA
Messenger RNA from Hippocampus zosterae (dwarf seahorse), 2433 nucleotides. RefSeq names its product DEF6 guanine nucleotide exchange factor c (gene def6c). The transcript has 12 exons. NCBI's taxonomy places the organism in Eukaryota, Metazoa, Chordata, Actinopteri, Syngnathiformes, Syngnathidae. The record is from RefSeq and is a predicted model, not a curated record. The coding region runs from base 356 to 2293 and encodes 645 amino acids. Gene Ontology annotation, cellular component: cytoplasm; nucleus.